This is a messenger RNA of Acromyrmex echinatior (Panamanian leafcutter ant), 2610 nucleotides long. RefSeq names its product E3 ubiquitin-protein ligase parkin (gene park). The record is from RefSeq and is a predicted model, not a curated record. Gene Ontology annotation, cellular component: mitochondrion; cytosol. Gene Ontology annotation, biological process: protein ubiquitination. Gene Ontology annotation, molecular function: protein binding; zinc ion binding; ubiquitin-protein transferase activity. NCBI's taxonomy places the organism in Eukaryota, Metazoa, Arthropoda, Insecta, Hymenoptera, Formicidae.
GCAGGAACAGAAAACAGACCAUAUGUUUAAGUCUUAACGUGAACAGACCUCAUGUUAUGAUGUUAUCCUUCCACCAUAUGAUAGUCUAACAAUCGAUACAUAUAUGUUUACGUACAUACAUCAAUUGAAGUCUAAAUCCAUUCGAAUUGAUAUGUGAAUUCAAACUGUGUCCAAACUAGUUCAAAAACGAGCUCGUACGAAACAUACGAGAAUUAUGAGCUUUUUGUUUAAUUUAGUGAAAAGCGCGUUUCUCGGAAUGUUGCGAUUAUUUUGGUUUGGCAAGCAGAAGAUGUCUAAUUCUUUAAGCAUAUACAUUAAAACGAACACAGGCAAUACUCUGUCCGUCGAGUUGGAUCCUAAAUGGGACAUAAAAAAUCUAAAGGAGAUCGUUGCGCCUCGGAUGGGGAUAGCGCCGGAAGACAUUAAAAUUAUAUUUGCAGGUAAAGAACUGCACGAUUCAAUAAUAAUAGAGGAGUGUGAUUUAGGACAACAGAGCAUUUUACAUGCAGUACGAACGCCCCAUAAAAUGCAAGAUAAAAGGAGAGCAAACGUAAGUCUUAUAGAGGAAUCUACAUCAGAGACAUCCAAUUUGAAUGACAGUGGUAGCAAACCUAUGAAUGAGACACUUAUGGAUUUACCCUUGGAUGAAUCAGAUCAACAAAAUUUAUCCUCUGAAGAGCAGCAGGAAAGUCGAGCACAUUUUUACGUAUACUGUUCGGCUCCCUGUAAAGAUGUGACUGCAGGUAAAUUAAGGGUCAAAUGUGCAAGAUGCGGUAGUGGUGCUGUAACUGUUGAUAGAGAUCCUCAAUGUUGGCCAGAUGUGUUGCAACCAAGGAGAAUAUCCGUACAUUGCGAAAGUGAUUUUUGUCCUGUAACUUCAAAUAUGUUUAGUGAUGAAACAGAGAGUCAGAUUAAUUAUGCUCAUUUUUAUUUUAAAUGUGCUAAGCAUCCCAGUUUAGGGGAAAAUGAUGAAGCUGUACCUCUUUAUCUCAUAAAGCCAAACUUGAAGAAUAUUCCUUGUCUAGCCUGCACCGAUAUCAGAGAUACUGUACUGGUAUUUCCAUGCGAGGCUGGUCAUGUGACUUGUCUUGACUGCUUUCGUGAAUAUUGCACGAUUCGUUUACACGAGCGACAAUUUGAAUUUGAUACUACCGAGGGAUAUUAUACAUUGUCUUGCCCUGCUGGAUGUCCCAAUUCUUUUAUCCAUCAAAUUCAUCAUUUUCAUCUCCUUAACAUGGAACAGUAUGAAAGAUAUCAGAGAUUUAGUACGGAAGAAUAUGUUUUACGUGCUGGUGGUCUUUUAUGUCCACAACCAAAUUGCGGGAUGGGUAUUAUACCACCUUCUACAGAAGAUGAUACAGAAUGCCGGAAAAUUCAAUGCAUCGGUGGAUGUGGCUAUGUUUUUUGCAGAAUAUGUUUACAAGGUUAUCACGUAGGAGAAUGUGAAUCACAAACAUCGGAAACAUCCACAAGUGUUUUUUCUUCUAGAAAUUAUUCAGUAGAUCUCUCAAAAGCUGACGAAGCUAAAUGGGAAGAAGCUAGCAAAAAAACGAUACAGAUAUCUACGAAACCUUGUCCUAAAUGCAGAACUCCUACUGAAAGAGAUGGGGGUUGCAUGCACAUGGUAUGCACAAGAGCAAGAUGUGGCUAUCAUUGGUGUUGGCUAUGUCAAACAGAAUGGACUAGAGAAUGCAUGGGUAAUCAUUGGUUUGGAUAAGGAUUUUGGAAGAAAAAAAUCAUAUAUCAGUUUGAUUUUAUUAUGUGUAACAAUCUAUAAGCUCUGUAUAUAUGAACAUUGUAUUGAUUACGUUUACAUAAUUCGAUUUACGCUGAAGUUAUAACAUCGAUGUGGCCAAUCACAGUUAUUCUAUUCUGUAGAGAAAUAACUAUGAUUGGCCAGUUUCAUAAUAUGGUAUUAUAACUUUGGUAAAUUGAGUCGUGUAAACGUAGUCGUAUAGUAGAAAGAGAAAAAUUUUUUGUUAUAUAGUAAUACUUAUUGAAUAUUUUCAUAUUAUAUGGUUUAAAUAUUUGCUAUAAAGAAGGUAAUUACACAGUUUAGCCUCCCGCACCUAAAAAAAUGAGAUUAGACUUUGAUGCGUUUUUACAUACAAUUGAAAAAUCUGACAGAAAAACAAGGAUGAAAUGAUUCUAUGAGGGGUUGCAUACAAUCAAAGGAAUAAAGAACAGAGAAUAAGAAUUUCAGCUGAUAUGAAUAUCAGCAGAUAUUCAGAAUCGAUUCUUGUAUUUAAAAUUGUUUUGUUCAAAAUUGUAAAUAGUCUUAAAAAGAUCCUAAAGUGAAACCCAAACUCUGACGAAGUCACUAGACAGAGAUUUUUCCAUUGUUUUUCCAGCUUUAUAUAUAAAUAUCUCAUGCAAUCUAUGAUACACACAGUCGCACAUUUGUAUUAAUUUUCAUAUAACAAAUUCGUCACUCGUUAAAGUGUCUAAGUCUAAUUCUAAGAACUCGACGUUAUUUGUUCAUGCAAACUACAUGUCUGUGGAUUAUUUCCUAAGUACAGAUUGCAAAACUUUCGUACCACGACAUAUGUUGACAGUUCGAGACGCCAUGUUACACUAAGAAAUGGUAAAAAAUAUAUGAAUUUCGAAAUU